Molecule: messenger RNA, 2087 nt
Organism: Trifolium pratense (red clover)
Lineage: Eukaryota; Viridiplantae; Streptophyta; Magnoliopsida; Fabales; Fabaceae
Product: eukaryotic translation initiation factor 2A
Exons: 13
Coding region: 197-1747 (516 amino acids)
Biological process (GO): translational initiation
Cellular component (GO): cytosolic small ribosomal subunit
Molecular function (GO): translation initiation factor activity; mRNA binding; tRNA binding
Source: RefSeq, a predicted model, not a curated record
ACAGUUGUAAACUAAAUCCCUAAAAUCUCCGUAUAGUUCCAACAACACUGAAUCCCUCGACACCACCAACUCACGGUGACCGCGGACACAGUGGUGGGAUACUCGGUGUUCGGUGACACGUCGGCAGGUGACGUAGUAGUCGGAACGCGGUGCUACUGUGUUGUUUUCUUACUCUGUCAGCUCAGCAUUUUCUCCAAUGGCAUUAGAUAACCAUUCACCUUCUCUCGAGAUAUUAGUUCGAAGGCCUGAAGAAUUAUCACUAUGGACUGGACCUCCAUUCCCAAAUGGUCAACCUAAUGUCAAACUUGAUAAAGUUAAUUGCUUGAAUGCAAAAUUUAGUGAUAAUGGAUCUUUGCUUAUGGUUGUGAAAUCUAAUUCUGUGAUUAGUAUUUAUGAUUGUAAGAAUUCUAAAGAGAUUAGGUCUUUUGAAGUUCCUAAUCUCGUGGCUUCUGUUUUGUCUCCUUGUGGAACUUAUUUGCAAACAUUUCAAAAACCUUCUGGGCCGCAAGAUAAGAAUGUCACAUUAUGGAAAACGGAGACCGGUGAUAUUGCUUAUCAACAUUCUCAGAAGAAUUUGACAAAAACCAAUUGGCCUUCGAUUCAAUUCAGCUCCGAUGAAGCUACUGCAUGCCGUGUAGCAACUAAUGAGGUGCAGUUUUUCGACUCUGGGGAUUUUUCUAAAGGAUUUAUUAAUCGGUUAAGAGUUCCAGGAGUUGCUUCUGCCGAGCUUUCUAGUUCACCUGCUUCUCAUGUAGCUGCAUUUGUUCCGGAAUCCAAGGGUGUUCCUGCUAGUGUACAAAUAUUUGCUUGUGGAAAUGCUUCCCAAGGUCAACCUGUGGCCCGACGGAGCUUUUUCCGAUGUUCUACCACCCAACUUAAAUGGAAUCAUGGUUCAACUGGACUUCUAAUUUUGGUGCAGUCUGAUGUUGAUAAAACCAAUCAGAGUUACUAUGGAGAAUCGAAGUUAUACUACCUUACAACAGAUGGGGUGCAUGAAGGAUUAGUUCCUCUUCGGAAAGAGGGGCCUAUUCAUGAUGCUCAGUGGUCAUAUUCAGGCUUAGAAUUUGCUGUUGUGUAUGGAUUUAUGCCUGCUAAAGCAACUCUGUUUGACAAGAAGUGCAAUCCUCUACUGGAGCUUGGAACUGGUCCUUACAACACUAUUCGAUGGAACCCGAAAGGGAAAUUUUUAUGUUUGGCUGGAUUCGGUAACUUGCCUGGUGAUAUGGUAUUUUGGGAUUACAUAGAAAAGAAACAGCUUGCAGCAACCAAGGCUGAAUGGUCCGUGACAAGUGAAUGGUCUCCAGAUGGGUGCUAUUUCAUGACAGCGACAACAGCUCCAAGGCUUCAAGUUGACAACGGGAUCAAGAUUUUUCACUAUAAUGGGUCAUUGUACUUCAAGAAGAUGUUUGACAAAUUGUACCAGGCUGAUUGGAAACCAGAGUCACCAAGUAACUUUGGUGACAUUACUGAAUUAAUCAAGUCUCUAGACUCGGUAAAACUUGAAGAUAAAAAACCAUCAGGUCAAGGAUCAAAACCAACCCAGGCAUCUACAAAAGCCCCUUCUGCCAAUCCAACUGCACAAAAACCUGCCGCAUAUCGUCCGCCACAUGCUAAGACUGCGGCUGUUAUUCAGGCACAGUUGUUAGGAGAGAGCUCGGCAGAAACAUUGAGCAAGAAUGCUUUACGAAACAAGAAAAAGAGGGAGAAACAGAAGGAGAAAAAGGCUGCUGCAGAUGCCAGUUCGUGAUUGCAUCACAAUUCUCCCGGCCUCAUUCUAAACACCUCUAUUACUGCUAUCAAAUGCUUGAAAAAUUUGAUAUUCAGCUUAAAUUUCCUAGAUUUAAUUGUAUCAGGUCCCGGUAGCAAACUUUAGGCAGUUUUGGUUUGAUCAGAUUUUGAGAUGAUUAAAUUUUGUAUUGGCUCUGUCCUUUGUUUAUUUUCCAAUUGCAACAUAAGUUGGGAGAGACGAUAAACCAUUUCUUCUCGCGAUAAUAGAAGCAUUUAUCGGAGAAGUGAAAUAGAUUACACAAACAUACACAGUAUAUUUUGUCUACUAAGUAUAUUUUACAUGCAUGAUAUUACAUUCA